GCCAGUGUACCUGCCAGGAGCAGGUGCCGCGGACGCAAGCACACGCAUAAGAAAGACGCCAUGUGUGAGAGGCAGCGAGCUGAUAGUGGGGACACUGCCAGCUGCAGCACGGACACCUCUAGAUGGUCCAUUCCCUCCAGACAAGAAAAAUGGCCAUCCCUCGAGUCUCCAGGAUCGCAGAAAUCUGGAUUUAAAAAAGAUCAAGCCAGAAGGGGCAACAUGCAGAAGUUAAAUCAUCAUAAACUGAAGUUGUCUCAAGUUAAGACCAUGCAUGUUUCAAAGCCAAGGGUCCAGUCUGCCAGCAUGCACUUAAUCAGAGCGCUUAGGAGUGAGGUGUGGGAUCUGCAGCAGCAGCUGAGUGAAGCCAUGAGUGAGAACAAGCUGCUAAAGCAAGUUCAACAUCGCCACACGAUGGCUCUGCAGCACUUCCAGUACUCAGAGGGCAGCAUUGGACAGAUUUUAGCCAAACACAACAGUGAGACCAGGGCCCAUCAGAAGUUGCUCCGUGAAACCCGAAUUUGUCGUGACAGCCUAAUUAAACAGCUACAGGCCACAGAAAACAAGCUGUUUAACACGAAGGCCGCUCUCCAGCACCUGCAGCAACUCAGCCAGGACCAGAACCUCCUGGAGAGGGAGGAGCUCACCCUGAGGCUGGCCAAGGCCACUGCAGGGCUGGAGGACAAGGACAGGAGGAUACAGGACAUGGAGAGGAAUCUAGAGUUGUGUCAAGCCUCGUUCAAACGGCAAAUAGUCACUGAACAAAGGAAAGUCAAAGAGGCGAGAAACAUGUCUUUUUAUCUACAAGACCAUGUCCAUCAGCUCACCACAGAAAGCAAGGAGAGGGAAAAAGAAAUGGACAAACAUAAAAUUUACUCCCACAGAUUCCUUAAAGGAUCGAGCAACAAAGGUAUAAAAGGAAGAAAAAACAAGAUGGUUCAGACAGAUGAACUGGUAAAUAUUGCAACAAAUACGUCAAGUCUGCAGGAGACUGAAAGUGAAGAUAUGGUUCACCAACAAGGGAACUGGCCUUGUAACAAUCAAAAGCAGGAGUCCUUGGGUACAGAAAAUCCAGAGAAAAAGGUUUCUUCCAGAAAGAUGAAACUCAAAGAGGAUACUGAGAUGUGUUCAGGUCCCUCAGUGCUUAUCAAGAAAUACACAAGUAAGAAUAAUUAUUUAGAAGAGAGCCUAGAAAGGACCCCAAAACACCAAAUUCAACAUUUGUUUACAAAAAGAGAAGUAUCAGAAUCUCUGCUGAAUUUAAAGCAGCAAAUAACACAUGAAGCCAGUAUUUCAGAGAAGUCUCUCAAAGCAACGGAAGAAAAGAAAAAGAAAUGCAAGCUCCCAAAAAUAAGACACAGCUACACAUUCAAACAGUCUGUUGAGAACCUGCAUAAUGGAUUACCUGCCUACAGCAAUGCUGACAUGCGUCUACCUGACAUCACCAAGGACACGAUUACAGCAGAGAGCCUCAGCCGUGGAAUUCAGGACCUCUGUCUGCUAGGUGGCAAAUUCAGGAAAGGCGAAGGAAAUAAAUCUCAUGAGUCGAAGGAAAGUUCUACAGACAAGCAGACUCAUGAGCAGUUCAAAUGA
Melanotaenia boesemani (Boeseman's rainbowfish) is the source of this 1590-nucleotide messenger RNA. RefSeq names its product lebercilin-like protein. Lineage: Eukaryota; Metazoa; Chordata; Actinopteri; Atheriniformes; Melanotaeniidae. Gene Ontology annotation, cellular component: axoneme. The record is from RefSeq and is a predicted model, not a curated record. Gene Ontology annotation, biological process: intraciliary transport. The transcript is spliced from 9 exons. Bases 61 to 1590 code for a protein of 509 amino acids.